Messenger RNA from Bactrocera oleae (olive fruit fly), 7289 nucleotides. The record is from RefSeq and is a predicted model, not a curated record. Lineage: Eukaryota; Metazoa; Arthropoda; Insecta; Diptera; Tephritidae.
AUUAAAUUCAACAAAAAUUAAAAUUAUUAAUUUUCGAAAUUAUUUUUAUUGCUUUAAACUACGUCAAUCAGUACACAUAUCUCAAUCACAAUUUAAAAUUACAAAAUAAAAAUUUUCAAAUAUCAUUCUUAAAACUAUAAACGAGGCACUUUAAUCGCUUAGAGUCUUAAUAAACAGUGCACACAAAGAAAGCACAAGCCAAAAACGUAUCAAUUCACACAAAUCAACUGGAAAUGAGUACUGAAUAAACAACAAAUAGGGAAUAAAAACACAGCAGGUCAAUGCGCACAAAUCAAUUUUAUUGCAAGAAAGAAUGAAAGAAAACAAAAGGAGGACAACAGUUAAUAAUGAAGUUUUGUAAAAACAAAAACAAAAAACGAACAAAAAUAAAGCAACAACAAAAGUGGCAAAUAAAUAACUAACACGAAUGCAGUGCGAUUUAUAGGAAGAACAAGCAGUAGAAGGAAGAAGUGUCGGGCUGCAAGCGGCACACAACCAGGUGACAGGAAAAGAAUUAUUUCACAGAGCGGCGCAGCGAACGAAACUGCAUAUCCAAUUACGAAAGUAGCAACAUGCAUUUACCCGCACGCACGUACAUGCAAUUGCAUAUAUUUAUGGAUACACAUAUAUAUGUAAAUGUAUUUAUGCAACAUAUUUACAUUGCACAUGAGUAUAGUCUCAUAAGCAGGGCUUGGCGAGCGUUUAACCGAGCAUAUAUUGCAUAUUGAAAUUUCGCAAGCAAUAAUUUGUUUCUUCAAAGACAGAAUACUGUGAAAGCGUCGUUGCUGCAAGGCGCUAUCAAACGAACUAAGGCUCACAAUAUUCUAGCUAAAGCUAGACUAGCCUUAUGAUGACUGGCAUAAGCUUCAAGCCAUUGUUUUUUUUUUUUGUUUAAUUUUACAUACUCGCUUGCGAUCAGCUGAGCGUCUUUUACACGCAACACAAACAAAAUUUACAACAACAAAAAUUACAAAACUGAAAUUUAGCCUUUUUUAUUUGUUUUUUUAAUUUUGUUUCGCUGAAAUGUGUUUCGGUUGUUGCUGUCAACAGAGCACCGUUAUGCGUGCUUCCAGCUCUUUUUUCCGCAUCUGAAAGCGACACGGCAACGCAUAUGCAAGCAUAUUUGCUUCGCUCAUUCACAGCUGGCAGCUUUCGCACUUUCUCACCCGCUCGGCUGUGACUUUGUAAGCCGAAUUUCUUUAAUUCUGUAGCCACUCUUUGGCAGUGCAGCGCUUGUUUGUUGGUACUGAGUCGGCCUAUCUCUCGCCCAAACGCACAAUCCACACUUUGGUUCCACUUGUGUGCACACGCGCACACAAACACUCGCAGCGCGCUUCACUCUUUUCUCACUUUCUGCUGUCUCUCCAACACUUACCAAACACUUCUUCGGCGCAUCUCUUACAAUUUACAAUAUUCGCCUGGUUUCCAUGUGUGCAUAAGUUUUGCUUUGGCCAUGGCCAUGAACGUGUCCACACAAAAGAACUUGUUGCUGCGCGGCGUCAGCUACUGUGCGCCGUUAGCGUCAUCGUCCGCGCCGACGCACAGAGUCACAUUUGUCGUUUUAGUGGAACAAGUGCUUGCUUACAGCAGUCGCUUUCGUUGCAUCUGUCAGCGUUUGCGUCGCACUUACCGUUCGCCGUAGUUCACAUACACACUCGCAUUUCUGUGCUUCCAUACACUCGCCUCAUUGCUGGCGUCGUUUGGUCAUUACCACUGUCUUUGGCUGGCAUUUAGUGUUGGGCACUUCUUCGCUACAACUUCAGUUGCUGUUUUACAUUCGGUUUUGACUGUCGUGUCGUAUUGCUUGCGCAGUGCCGUCGUUAAGCCGUUAUCACUGUCGGCGCUUAGCGAGCAUAAGAAAGUUGCUGUUACCCGCAGUUGUAAAGACCAUCAGUAAUUUAGUUGCUCGUGCGACUUUUACCCAAACUGUUGCUUGAAAUUUCUAUACGUAAAAAAUGCUGAAAAACAAUAAAAAAUAAAAAUUAAUAAAAAUUGCCUAAAAAGAAAAACUUGGGCUUCAAAAAGAGUGUCUUACAAUACUGCAAAAACAACGGCAGAAUAUCAGAAAAAGCUACCAACCAAACCAGCAACAGUGAAACCUACAAAAAAAAAAGCUAAAAAAAAGUAACACAACAACAAAUUCAUUUAUCUUUGAAACCAGCUGAGCAACGCAUCCGCAUUUUUCGAACGAUUUCUCAAGCAACAAAUGCCACAAAUCGCGCUAUCGCCUGCGCACGCACCAAACUUCACCCCCAGCUGGUGCCGCUACAACUACAACAACAACAACCACAACAACGGAGUGGUGGUCCAGUUCUUGCAACAAGCAACACGCGGCACAACAACGAGGCAAGAAGUGACUAUGGGUAAGGCAUCAUACAACAGUUUCGCUGUAUAAUUGCAGCAGGAGGAUAAUAUAACAACAAUAACAACUAUAGAAAUACGCAAAAGCAUUUAAGUCAAGCGACGAAGAGUCAAAGGCAAGCAACCGACGACUAACAAACUGCAUUUGAGGCCACAGCAUUUUGCGCCUCACCACACAGACCCAGCAACAAGUCCACGCCGACUGAAGAAAUAGCUAAAGGCGAAAUUGAAAACGCAAACAAAGCAACAAAUAGUUGACAGCGAAAACGUUAAGCAAACUGGCGCGCAUGCGCUGUAAAUUGUAUAUUUAAAUUGGCAGUCAACACAUACGCACACACAUACACACACACAACUGCAACGUGUUGCAUGCAUGCAGCUGCAUUGAAGCCACAUAAGCGUACACAACGGCAGCGCACAGCAUCAUCUGCAGUUGCCACAUCGGCGAUAGCAGCGCAAAAAUCUACAACAAAACAACAACAGCAAACAAAGCGCCAAACACUUUACACUGUGCAGCGCGCAAGUAGCAACAGAGUUAGUCAGUUGGCCGCACAGCUUUGUGGCACAAGUGUAGACGCGAGCAGCAUUGGAACGCAGCUUCUCAGUCAGCAUCGGCUGUCAACAAUAUACGCGCCGUCUUAUCUCCCUCUUGACCUGCAUGAUGGGCACAAUACGUCAAAUAAAACCAACCGCUUUUCCACCGCCUGCCUGCCACACAACUGCCCAUGCCACAGCCGCAACUGCUACGAGUACGUCAAACAGGAAUUCAACUUCAAACAUGUCAAGUAAAUAUAGUGCAAAUAAUGCAAACAAAAUAGUGGCAACAACAACUUAUAACACAAAAAUAACAAGAGUAAAGGUGCUGCUUUCAUCUUUUCAAAAUACAUUGAGCAACACAACGCAGCAAGAACAACAAGAGCAACACCUGCAUCCAAACAAAAACAACAACAAUACAACACUAUGGCAACCGCUAAAAGCUGUUGUUGCAUCGCUGCUACCACUACUGCCGCUGCUGGCGUUUCUACUUCUGCUCAGUGACAGUGCAACUCCAACACAGGCGACGCCCGUUUUUGUCGACAAUCCGAGUUUAGCACAAUUUCAAUCUGGUCGAAAUAUUCGACAUUUACCCUGCAUUGUACGAAAGUCUGGACGCUCGGGUGUUUGUAUGUUCGCUAUUGAUUGUAUUAAACAGAAUGGCACACAUUUAGGCACGUGCAUAGAUCGCUUCUAUUUUGGUUCAUGUUGUCAGCUGAAGGAUGACGCAACACUUUUCGCGCCCGAAAUCAGUGACAAUAGCAUCGACCAAAAUACGAUUUCACAUUUUCCCCACGAGUCGACUACACUGCCCACGAGCACACUGUUCAAACUCACCACUACCGGUCCACACCACACAGUACAAAGUAGCAGCAACAGUAUUAGCGAAACGGUGAGGAAUGUAACGCAAAGCUAUUUACAACAGAACAGUCACCUUCACGGCGCUAAUGGCAGUAGUAGCAACAUUAAGGGAGAUACAACACCCAUCACAAACACGAACAGUCCAAAACCAGUUAGGGUGACCACAACAACUGCACCGAAACGUCCACCAGUGCAUACAACACACAAAACGUCACAAUUUGUAGUGCGUACUACAGCCAAACCAACUGUUGCACCAACAACAAUAAAGCCACCACGACGCAAAACUACAGUUGCGCGACCUGUUCUCACCACCACCUCAAGCACACAACUAGAUACACUAGUGGAGGUCAGCACACAGCCACCGAAAUUCUUCACCUUUCAGAUUGUAGAGACCACUACGCCCUCGGCUACGGAGGGUAAUAUCAAGUUAGAUGAAGUGGCCACCACACAACGGCCGGUGCACACUACGAAUCGCUAUCGACCACGUCCGACAACUACCGAAGUGCCUACACAGUUUGUAACUACCACACUUAAGCCAUCUGACCCGGUACGAUUUACCACAAGACCCAGACCCUUGAUUAACCGACGACCCACGACUAGUCGUAAACCGACGCAGACAAAGCCACGUCCAUUGUCAAGCGCUAAGCCCACGAGGCGGCCAGUGGAUGCCGACGCCAACGAAGCGGUGAAACCAAUUUUACUCAAUGUUACCACAACAACUGGCAGCGGCGCCGUGGCAACAACGCAUCGUCGUCCAACACCGACACCGGCUACAACCAUAAGCAGUGAUGAGUUACCGACCACGGUCCAAGAAGCUAAAGUGCCACAGUCAGCCGAGUCGGUAUCACAAACGACACUUGCGCCAAGACCACGACCUCAGCCAACAGCAGAGAUUGUGAAGGUGCCCAAGCCAACUGCCGACGGUGGCCCUACAACGGUAUCACCGGCACCAACUACUUCUACAACUACAACUGCUGCGCCCACAACAACAAGAGCUGCAACAAAGCGUCCAAGUAGCACACAUACAACAACACGCACGAAACCAACAACGCCUAGCACCACCACAACCACCCCUACACCAAGAACAACUACAACGCAGAAAGCAACCACGCCAAAGCCAACAACGUCGAAACCGUAUAGAACCACUACAACUACGACGACGACAACCACCACAACUACAAAAGCACCCAUCAGCAGCACCACACCAAAAUCACCGACAUUGACCACAGAGUAUUCUAAAGUAGAGGCGCCAGCGCUUGAGCUAACAACAACAACGCCUGGUUUGAUAACAUGGACGAAUGUGGACAAUGAGCCGACGACUAUUAAUGCAACUAUCGAGUGGGGUCCACCACCAACUGCCCUCACGCCAGAUAUUAGUAACAAAACAACAGAUUCACCAGUCAUCACAAAUGCCACAGUUUUCACCACAUCAUCGCCACCCAUCACCAGCACCAUGAUAUCCGUUUCAACCAGUAUUAGUGAAAUUAUGAACAACAUAACCUCAAUUAUGCCCAAACCAGAGCGUCCAUCAUCGGUGAUGAGCACACGACCACCCAAACCGAAGCCCACCAAAACUACGGAGAGUCCCGCGCCGAGCACGACGACUACACAAAGUAGUACGAGCACCUCCACAACCACGUCUACAACAACAACAGCGAAACCGACACCGAAACCCACAAUCCCGUCAACAACAAGCACCACAACAACCACCACAACCACUUCCACCACAACAACAACAACUGAGGCACCUAUCGAAUUGGUGGAGGAAUCAUCAACAACCAGCGCCGAGCAAAGCACAGAAGGUUUCUCAACCACCGGCAGUGGUAUCUUUGGCACCACCGAUUACAGCACCGAGGAUUUUAAUACCACAUUGUCGUCUUCGACAUCGGCGCCGGUGAAUUCGCUGGAGGGUAUGGAUUACAGACAAAUUUGUGGUCGUCGCAUGUUCCCCGAACCGCGCAUUGUGGGUGGCUCGAAUGCUGCUUUCGGACGUUGGCCUUGGCAGAUAUCUCUGCGACAGUGGCGCACCUCGACUUAUCUGCAUAAAUGUGGCGCAGCGUUAUUAAAUGAAAAUUGGGCCAUUACAGCGGCGCAUUGUGUGGAAAAUGUACCGCCAUCUGAUCUCUUGCUGCGUAUGGGAGAAUACGAUCUGGCGGAGGAGGAGGAACCGUACGGUUAUCAGGAGCGACGUGUGCAAAUUGUGGCCUCUCAUCCACAAUUCGAUGCGAGAACUUUCGAAUAUGAUUUGGCGUUACUGAGAUUCUAUGAGCCAGUAGUCUUCCAACCCAACAUCAUACCGGUUUGUGUGCCCAACAGUGACAUCGAUUUUGUUGGUCAAACGGCAUUUGUCACCGGCUGGGGGCGACUAUACGAAAACGGCCCGCUGCCAAGCGUGUUGCAAGAAGUUGCUGUGCCAGUCAUCAACAACACAAUCUGUGAGUCUAUGUACCGUGUAGCCGGUUUCAUUGAACACAUACCACACAUUUUCAUCUGCGCGGGCUGGAAGAAGGGCGGCUAUGAUUCUUGUGAAGGUGACUCUGGUGGUCCAAUGGUGCUGCAGCGCGAAGACGACAAACGCUUCCAGCUGGGCGGCGUCAUCUCUUGGGGCAUUGGCUGUGCGGAGGCCAAUCAACCGGGCGUUUAUACGCGCAUCUCCGAGUUUAGAGAUUGGAUAAAUCAAAUACUGCAGUUUUAAGGCAAACAAAAAACACAACGAUUAUACCUAUACCUAAAUACAUAACUAUGUUUGUAUUGUAUUUAUAGAGUAGCGAAGAUUUUAGUAUUUAGUAUUUAAAUAUUUUUUUUAUUUUAUUAGUUUAAACGACUACACAAAACAAUAAAUUUCUCCUUCUCUCUAAAGCACACUCAGUAACGCCCAGUUAAUAGAAAUUUUACAGCUACAAGCAAAACGGUAACGGUAAAUGAAGAAUGCAUUUAGUAAAUAUUUACAAUUAUCACUAGGUCGCCACACACUGGCAUUUAUGUACGUGUGUGUGUGAAAUAUUAAGAAAAAGCAAAACUCGUGCUUUGGUUCUAGCCAAUACAAACAACGGUGAGCCGCUUCCCCACCCAUUCAGCUUAACAGCUAUAAUCAAAGCAACGACUUGCCUGAAUUUUCGUUUCCCCUUCAUAGAUGGACACAAAUAUCCAACAACAAUAAGCACAUGCGUUAAAAAAAUUUUAGUUUUAAAUAAAUAAAAUUAAUAAAUAUGUGAUUUUUCCUGCAAAAUAUUCAUAAAAUCAUAAUUUUAUAAUGAACAUUUUUUUUAGACAAGCAUAAACUUACAUACAAAAAAAAAUCUUAAACAAUUUUUACGCGCAUUUUUUUGCAUUUCACGGCUUUUAAAAAAUUAUUUUAUAUAAAUAAAAUAACAUAGUGUUAACAAGCAUAUUGUCUAUUUAUAUACAUACAUAUAUUUCAUUAGUUAUAUGUAAAAUAAUAACAAAAAUAUUACCGUUAGCAUUAUUCAUAUUGUACAUACAUUGAUAUUUAAAUAGUUGUUAAUUAAUUGAAAAAAAAAACAAACAAAAAAAAC